CUCUUUUUCCACCCAAAUCUUCCCAAAUCUUCCUCCAUCCAAAUCUUUUCACACCUCCGGGCGCUAUUCUGGGUCCUCAUGCAUGCACGUUCCUGACCAGCUUCUUUCAGCCAUACACAUUCAUUCAUCAUGACUGCGCCCAAUGAGACCCCGCGCUGGCCUGUCCCGCCGGCUCACUCGAUGCAGCGGUGGACUUCGGCUCCCCGGUAUAUCACCUACAGCCGCCCAUCUUUGGCAAGAACAAGACUCAACUCCAUGUUCUCUUUGUAUCGCCAAACGUUUCGUCUUUCGGCGCUGAAGCCUCACAGUGCGGACGUUUCCUUACCACGGUAGACAGUGGCAAUAUGCAUAGGGGGACUGAGACAGCGAUCAAUCCUGCCCUCAUUCUCCUCCUCUUCAUCUAUGCUGGUAUAAGUUCUGCCAACAUCCUGUACGAUCCUCCCAAGCACAACCCGCUGAACAUCGAUUGGGAUCCAGCUCCAUCACCAGAAGACGGUCCACCACUUUCAGCUCACGCCUCGAGAGAUCCAGCACUGAUCCCCGCCCAAGUUGGAGCUAUCCUGGGAGCUUAUCUCUUCUCGGUCUGCGUUGUCGGUAUAGCUCUGGUUCUCAUCGGACGAAAGCUUCGUCUUUCGGUUCAGCGUGCUGCCAGAGCUCUUGAUAUUGAGAUGGUACACCCAGCACCUAUCAUAACACAGUUCAACCCUACUCCACUUUCACCAGGAGGUGGACCUCGAAAUUUCUCUUGGCCUUCACCAGAGAAGGAUACCAAGAAUCCAUACAUUUACCCCAGCUCUGUCAGAUCACCAGUUACACCUGCCGGAUCAGAUCCAUACGUCGAUACCCGAAUUGUCGAGGCUGACCGGGAAAUGAUGGAUCGUGAUCUGGAGGAUAUCUAUGCGCACGUUAUGGAGCAGGAAGAAGCUAAGAAGGCGGGUGUGAAUGUGAAGGAGCUGCCACCACCUUUACUGCAGAAGACAGGCCCAGUUCCAAUGUCAGCACCUCAGCGAACUCCCAAGGGUCGUCCAUCAAACCUCAAUUUCGAUGAGCCAAAGACAAAAUCGCGAGCUUCAUCUAUUAUCUCUUCACUGAUUUCUCCAAGAAAGAAGGGACUUCGAGCAAUGAACAUCUCUUCGCCCCUGGCUACACCGAUGUCAGCGACUUUCCCCCAAAGCGGAGCAUCAGACGAAGAGCCUCUUACACCAAAAUACUACAAUCCUCCUCCACCCCCACCAAUCCCCAAAGACCAAGAACCAUACAACCAUUCACGACAAAACUCCAACGGCGUCUCCCCAACCCGAACCAUCGACGAGCAACUCAGCUCCAUGAACCUAAACCCCUACAAACAACACCGCCCCAACCCCUCCCAAACCUCCAUGGACCCCACAUCCGCCACAUCCACCACCUCUCAAACGCCCCUCUUCCCACCCCCACGAUCCCAGAAAUCAACUCCCCAACCCCCCGCCUCGAACAACUCCUCCACUCGCGCCCUCCCCUUCCGGCAAUUCGAGCCAGCGAUCUUAUCCCCGUCCUUCGCACCCACGACUAAGACGACGGUGCUGGAGCGAACAGGACCCUCGCACCACGGCCCAAAUACAGCGGGUUUGAAGACCCCCUGGUCAGCGGGCGCGACGCCCUAUUCGCCGUACCAGCCGUUCACGCCGUUGGUUCCGAUGACGCCGACGCUUGUUACGAGGGAGGAGCGGAAGGCGAGGAAGAAGGCUGAGGGGAGGGCGCCGGUGUUGGAGAUGGUGAAGAGUGCGGAUGAGACGUGGGAUAGUGGGUAUUAAACUAUUUUCUUUUCUGGGGUGAUGUAAGGUUGGGGUUUAGAUUCUGAGGUCGAUCCUAUCUCUUUCUUCUUUUUUUUGGUGUUCUUCUUGUUGGUAUAGUUGUUUGGAGGAAGGGGGAGGUGUAUAGGGUAAUGAAUGAUACCAUGAUGAUAU
Molecule: messenger RNA, 1943 nt
Organism: Mollisia scopiformis
Lineage: Eukaryota; Fungi; Ascomycota; Leotiomycetes; Helotiales; Mollisiaceae
Exons: 1
Coding region: 345-1790 (481 amino acids)
Source: RefSeq, a predicted model, not a curated record